AUGUUAGGAGCUGUGGGACGCUGCUGCACCGGGGCUCUGCACGCCCUGAAGCCCGGGGUUACCCCCCUGAAGGCCUUCACCGGAGCUCCGGCAGCGCUCUUUUCUCGCAGGGAUUAUGCCGCUCCCGCCGCAGCAGCUGCCACCGCGAGCGGAAAGAUCGUUGCGGUCAUCGGUGCCGUAGUCGACGUCCAGUUCGACGAGGGUCUGCCCCCAAUUCUGAAUGCCUUGGAAGUGGCCGGUCGCGACAGCAGGCUAGUCCUGGAGGUGGCUCAGCACCUUGGGGAGAACACCGUCCGCACCAUUGCUAUGGAUGGUACGGAGGGUCUGGUGCGUGGCCAGAAAGUUUUGGACACUGGCGCCCCUAUCAGAAUCCCUGUGGGACCUGAGACGCUGGGCAGAAUCAUGAAUGUCAUUGGUGAGCCCAUUGAUGAGAGAGGACCAAUUACAACAAAAGCGACUGCUCCCAUCCAUGCUGAGGCCCCUGAGUUCACGGAUAUGAGCGUGGAACAGGAGAUUCUGGUCACAGGAAUCAAGGUGGUCGACCUCCUGGCCCCCUAUGCCAAGGGUGGAAAAAUUGGUCUGUUUGGUGGUGCUGGUGUAGGAAAGACUGUGUUGAUCAUGGAGCUGAUCAACAAUGUGGCUAAAGCCCAUGGUGGUUACUCAGUGUUUGCUGGUGUAGGGGAAAGGACCCGUGAGGGAAAUGAUCUGUACCAUGAGAUGAUUGAGUCUGGUGUCAUCAACCUGAAGGACACCACAUCCAAGGUCGCCCUGGUGUACGGACAGAUGAAUGAGCCCCCAGGUGCCCGUGCCCGUGUGGCUCUGACUGGACUUACCGUUGCUGAAUAUUUCCGUGACCAGGAGGGGCAGGAUGUGCUGCUCUUCAUCGACAACAUCUUCCGCUUCACCCAGGCUGGAUCAGAGGUAUCUGCCUUGCUGGGUCGUAUCCCCUCUGCUGUGGGUUAUCAGCCAACCCUGGCCACUGACAUGGGUACCAUGCAGGAGAGAAUCACCACCACUAAGAAAGGCUCCAUCACAUCUGUACAGGCCAUCUAUGUGCCUGCUGAUGACUUGACUGAUCCUGCCCCUGCCACCACCUUUGCCCACUUGGAUGCCACCACUGUGUUGUCCCGUGCCAUUGCUGAACUGGGUAUCUACCCUGCUGUAGAUCCCCUGGAUUCCACCUCUCGUAUCAUGGACCCCAAUAUUGUGGGAACUGAGCAUUAUGAAGUGGCCCGUGGUGUCCAGAAGAUCCUUCAGGACUACAAGUCUCUACAGGAUAUCAUUGCUAUCCUGGGUAUGGAUGAGUUAUCUGAGGAGGAUAGGCUGACUGUAGCUCGUGCCCGUAAAAUCCAGAGGUUCCUGUCUCAGCCUUUCCAGGUUGCUGAGGUCUUCACUGGGCACUUGGGCAAGCUGGUGCCCCUUAAGGAUACUAUCAAAGGCUUCAAGAGCAUUCUAGGAGGUGAAUAUGAUGCACUGCCCGAGCAGGCAUUCUACAUGGUGGGUCCCAUUGAGGAGGUCGUCCAGAAGGCAGAGAAACUGGCAGAGGAGCACUCAUAAAUUUGUCAUACAAAUAUCUGGGCAGGGUUGGACAAGGAUGGAAUGGGAGGAGCACUUGGUUUGUAAAGUCACAUUCAGAAACAAUUGUACCUGUAUUGUCAGUCAUUCUGAAGUUGUAUUUAAUGUUUCCAGUUAAGAUGGAAAUAAAUGUCAUUACCAUGAA
Molecule: messenger RNA, 1720 nt
Organism: Pygocentrus nattereri (red-bellied piranha)
Lineage: Eukaryota; Metazoa; Chordata; Actinopteri; Characiformes; Serrasalmidae
Gene: atp5f1b
Product: ATP synthase F1 subunit beta
Exons: 10
Coding region: 1-1557 (518 amino acids)
Biological process (GO): proton motive force-driven mitochondrial ATP synthesis; proton transmembrane transport
Molecular function (GO): ATP hydrolysis activity; ATP binding; proton-transporting ATP synthase activity, rotational mechanism
Source: RefSeq, a predicted model, not a curated record